Molecule: messenger RNA, 1584 nt
Organism: Aspergillus wentii DTO 134E9
Lineage: Eukaryota; Fungi; Ascomycota; Eurotiomycetes; Eurotiales; Aspergillaceae
Product: cytochrome P450
Exons: 6
Coding region: 1-1584 (527 amino acids)
Molecular function (GO): oxidoreductase activity, acting on paired donors, with incorporation or reduction of molecular oxygen, reduced flavin or flavoprotein as one donor, and incorporation of one atom of oxygen; heme binding; iron ion binding
Source: RefSeq, a predicted model, not a curated record
AUGUUGAGUUUGACAGCAAUAGCUUGUGCGUCUAUUAUCGUGGCAUGGGCUUUGUACCGUGCGCAAGAAGCGUUCACCGCUUACAAGGUGGACUGUAGCAUCGGCGUGCAAAAUGGCUGCAAAAAAGCCCCCAGGCUCAAGAACUGGUGGCCGCUGGGCAUCGAUCGCCUGAUACAAAUCUGGACGGCUGAUGCCGACCAGCGCUUGAUGGACCUGUUCACAUUUCAUUUCAGGGACGUCGGCACUACUUUGGAGCAGAAAUUCUUAGGCACGAUUGCUUUCGGCACGAUAGAGCCUAGAAAUCUGGAGGCGAUGAUGUCAUCCCAGGAGAAGGACUUUGGAUUUGGUCUUCGUCGUCAAAUAUUUUUCCCGCUUCUUGGUGAUGGCAUUUUCACUCAGGAGGGUGAACCUUGGAGACACUCCAGAAAGAUGCUUCAGCCACAGUUUGGGAAACAACAGUAUAACGGCCUAGAAAUCUUUCAAGUCCACAUAAACAACCUUCUUGAUCGUAUUUCAGAAAAAAGUGACCGCCUUGAUCUGCAAUCAUUAUUUUUUCAACUCACUCUAGACACCACAACGGAAUAUCUUUGUGGUAGAUCGAUCAACAGUCUUGCUGAGAAGCAGUGCUCAAAAGGCAGCAAUUUUGCCGAGGAAUUUGAGAUUGCGCAAAACUAUGUUGUACAGCGCUUUCGACUACUGGAUUUAUACUGGAUAAUCGGAGGCAAAAAGUUUCGAAAUGCAUGCGACACGGUGCAUCGUUUUAUGGACAGUAUUAUUGACUCGCGCUAUGACAAGGCUAAAGAGGACCCGGAGGAAAAGGAUCGCUACGGUCUUUUUGAUGCUAUUGCAGAGAACUCAACAGAUCGAAAGGCGUUGAGGGCACAGUUACUAAAUGUUUUACUCGCUGGUCGAGAUACAACAGCUUGUCUCCUUACAUGGACAUUCUAUCACCUUGCUCAGCGCCCAGAUGUUCUACAUCGGCUUAAUGCGGAGAUUGAGUCAAAGCUGAAUGGAAGAACUGACUUUACUCGGGAUGAUCUGAAGAAGAUGGGAUAUCUCGAAAAUGUGCUUAAGGAAGUCCUUCGCCUUUAUCCCUCAGUUCCAGUUAAUACGAGAACAGCCCACCGCACAACAGUUUUACCAGUAGGCGGCGGUCCCGAUCAGGAUUCUCCGGUACUUAUUCGCAAGGGUGAAAAUGUCGCCUUUUGUGUCUAUGCAAUGCAUCGCCGGGAGGAUCUCUACGGCCCUGACGCGGAGGCCUUUAGGCCAGAGCGUUGGGAAGAUAAGAAUCUCCCAUUGUUUCAAAGCACUCUGAGCAAACAAUGGGGUUAUUUACCUUUCAAUGGUGGGCCUCGAGUCUGUUUAGGACAGGACUUUGCUUUGAUCGAAGCAUCAUGUGCCGUGAUCAGAAUUCUCCAGCGAUACCCCAAGGUAGAACUAGCGAUGGAGGUACCCCGGCGGGAUUGGGUUGGCUGGUCCAGCCAUAAGACCGAGGGUUGUCCAAUGACGGCAUACGAAAGGCAGAAAAUGACUCUGGUUCUAUCCUUGAAAGAAGGCUGCUGGGUAAAACUGUCUGAGUCAUGA